AUGGCUCGCCCAAGCCCAGCAACGUGUGCAUCCUGCGCAUCUCAGGCUGAAUCCGCGGCAUCUGCGUCGACAAGCGCACUCCCACACCAACACCCUGCAAGAGGGCGCACCCGUCUCCCUCCUGGCCCUCCUCCUCCCAGUCGCCCCCACCUCCCCUGUCCCACACUCGCCCCUUCCUCUCUCCGCUCUUUCCUCCUCCCUCCACAGCACGUCCCCAAACCAACAAAGACUCCCAUAAGUACCCCUCCUUCCUCUCCUCUCCUCUGCAGAACAACAGCGACAUCAACUGUUGCCCCCUCAUUCACCCCUGCCCCUCCGCCAGUCUCAUCUGCACCUGCAAAGUCUUUCUUCUAUCCUUGCCUGGCCACAGACCCUGCUUCAACAGCUACACACCCAUCCACCCAUUCGCCGCCCGGCCUUCUAUCCUUAACGUCGCUUUCUUCCUCGCCUUCCUCAUCACCUUCCACUCCCUCCCCUCACCCCUUUUCAAGGUAUUCUGUUCCCUUCUAUCUGGUUAUCACUCCCAUCAUGCGUUCUACCCGAUUCAGCAAGGCCGAUGCGCCAGUUUCACCUCCCAACACGCGUUCAAGAGCACGCGCGCGCAACGACGGCGGCGUCCCCGCGGUCACCGGCAAGAGGCGGAGAGUGGACGACACCGACGACGACGAGGCCAACGGCGCUGACGACAACGUGGUCGACUCCAAGUCCGACGAUGACAACAGAUACAUCGCUCGCGACCGUUCCAGCUCUCGUUCUCGUUCUCGCUCGCUCUCGGUAAUUCCGACCUCCGACAUGCCGCCCCUGACACUGCCUGCUCCGGACGAUGCCGCCGUCCGCGCUCUCGGCCUGACCCAAUCUGCAAAACCAGGUGCCCAGCCUGUCACUCUCGAGUACGAGCACCUCGUGCGCAUGCGCGAGGGACACUUCUACCGCCCGCGUCCGACGACGCCGCCCGAGCGCGAGCGCAACUGGAACGAGCUGUCGAUCUCGGAGGCAGCAUGGAUCAGGCUGGAGGAAGCCGGUGUCAUCAACAAGGGAAGGUCGUGGACGUCGCGCAUCGGACUUGAUGAGAACGGAGACCCGGUCAAGCCCGACCUUCCCUACGUGAUUCUGACCAAGCUCGUGAUCGCCUCGUCCCCCCGCAAGAUGCUCACCCUCAAUCAAAGCGUUGGCCCUACUUCCGCGUGCUCGGACAGACCUUCCGCACACAACUUGUCCAUGAACCCGGCGUUCGUCAACGUCGAGCGCCCCGUCACCGAGGGAGGCGUGGGCACAGGCAAGGGUGGCUACUGGCGUGUAUCCGAGGACAAAACGACCUCUCACCGCGGCCGCGCGAAGAAGCCCCGCACCGGUCGUGGGAAUGGAAGGCGGUUUGAGAACGGUGGAGCAGAGUUUGCGCAGCAGGAGUACUACCCCGAGCACCAGCACCAGCAGUAUCAGUACACUCAUCAGCCUCCUCUGCUUGCACCUCGUCCUGCCCCAGCGCACGCACUGCAAGACCUUGCGCAGCGCACGCCGCCGAUGCCUCACAGCUAUACCACCUAUCCUGCCCAGCAGGAUGAGCAGCCUAAGCGCAGCACGAAGAAGACUCCCAAGCCGCGCCGCCAGCGUAAGAGUGAUGAGUCCAUCCCCUCGCUGGUGCCUCCCUCGCCGGCAAUGGCUGCCCCCUCGCUGCCCGCUACUCGUACGCCCGUCUCGGCUACUUCCGCUCCUGAGCCGUCGAUCAACAGCUCGCCGAUGACUGCACCAGUGUCGCAUGCGGCGCCCGCCAGCUCCCUCUCCGCCACUCCUGUACCUCAAGCGCCGACCUGGUCACCCCUCCGCCCGAGUUACGCCUCCUACCCUGGGCUUACGCUCCAGCGCGCCGAGAGCUUCGUGCGUGGCUCAGCCGAUUGGCCUCCGAAGCUGCCUACGCCCCCCAGCGAGCGCGGUGGCGUCCUUGGUCCCUCGCCUCUCGAGGUGUUCGCAAGCACCGCACUCGAGGAGGAGAAGUACUCGAGGAGGGGUCUCCCCGGCAUUGCGACGCUUCUCGCCCCCCUCAGUCCCGAGAGUCCCAGUGUGACUCCGCCGCAGCUUCUCAACUAA
Trichosporon asahii var. asahii CBS 2479 is the source of this 2085-nucleotide messenger RNA. RefSeq lists its product as uncharacterized. The record is from RefSeq and is a predicted model, not a curated record. The transcript is spliced from 5 exons. Bases 1 to 2085 code for a protein of 694 amino acids. Lineage: Eukaryota; Fungi; Basidiomycota; Tremellomycetes; Trichosporonales; Trichosporonaceae. Gene Ontology annotation, biological process: regulation of DNA-templated transcription. Gene Ontology annotation, molecular function: sequence-specific DNA binding; DNA-binding transcription factor activity.